This is a messenger RNA of Colletotrichum orchidophilum, 1833 nucleotides long. RefSeq lists its product as uncharacterized. The coding region runs from base 1 to 1833 and encodes 610 amino acids. The transcript has 2 exons. The record is from RefSeq and is a predicted model, not a curated record. Lineage: Eukaryota; Fungi; Ascomycota; Sordariomycetes; Glomerellales; Glomerellaceae.
AUGACUCUCAGUCUAACGGCGUCCUCGAGCACCAAUGGAACGGCUUUACAGACAUUUACAGCCAACACUACUCACAGUCUCACAUCUUCAAUGAUUUCGCUGCCUCCCUUUCCCACAUCGAAUUCAACUCAAUCCCCCUGGCCCACAGCAGCAAACGCCUCUAGCAUUCCGUCUUCUACGGUGUAUUCAGGAACUGUAGCUUCAAAGUACACGUCCAUCGGAAAUGGUCUGCCCCCAUUUCCAACAACGAACUCGACCCCACCUCCAGCGGCAACGGCAACGAUCAACGGCACCGUCAUUCUCUCUGGCAGUGGUGCUACAAUGAUUUCGACCGGCGUCACCGGCCUGCCCUCUUCCUCCCAUGCGCCACCUUUCCCCGUGACAAACUCGACCGCGCUGCCCGGACCUACAGGCAGUGGCACUGGGAUAUCAUAUCCUGCUUCGGGAACCGUGUUUCAAACAUCUGAGCCUCCAGAAACAUCCAACAGUAUUCCUUCUACCAUCAGACCGCCACCAUUCCCAACAGGGAACGGCACUGCUAUUCCAAGGCCAACUUGGAUUUCUGGUUCCGCAUCGGGACUCCCCAUCUCUACUUUUACGACCACUAGGGGAAACAGCAGUAUUACCGAGACACUCAGCAACGUUCCUUCUUCGGGUUUGUCGCCACCCUUCCCGACCUUCAACAGUACCACGGCCCCGGGUGCCACCGGCACCUCUGCUGGGACAAGAAACAGCGUCACUUGGCCCGGCACAGGCGGUCCUUUCGGCGCUCCUACCGAUUCGAGUUCAACAUGGGGCCAAUGGCCAAACUCAACAGCUUCAAGUGCGUUGUCCGCCACAGGUAUCCCGACAGGUCCUUCUGGCACUCCUUCGUCUCCUCCGCAAAACGUGACGGCCACAACAACAAACGGUACGGCCUUCUCAACGGGCUUCCCGCCUAUUACCCUCAGUUCGCCUUCGUCUCUGCCUCCAUUCAGCAACUCGACCACCAUCUCUGAAGUAAUCUCGACGCCUCAUGUCACCUGGACUGCGUCAGGAACAGUCUUCUCUUCUGUGUCUAUAUUACCUGUACCUACGCUCUCGCAUUUCAACUCAUCUACUUCUGGAAUUUCUUCUGGAAUUUCUUCCGGAAUCGCAUCGCCCUCUGCGCCCUCUACCAGCUAUUUUUCUUCCCCUGGCGCCCCGGCAUCUCUGACCGAGUCUGCGCAACCAGCAGUCACCAAUUCCACUGGCCUUCCACCUGGAACUUCAUGGCCUUGCCAUACCGUCACCAGCACGAAUGGCACCAUCACUCAGGUCGUCACCACAAGUGUUCUCAUCACCUCCGCCACGGCGAGCGCUGAUCCAACCUGGGCAUACCCACCAUCCUCUUUGAACAACACAACGUACCCUCCCAGGCCUUCCUGCACUUCCAAGUGGCAAAACAUCACGAUAGCAUCGUCGGCUGGACUAACAAGUACAUGGACGUCUUCAGUCCAGACCGAUCGAACCUGGAUAUCUGUAAACCCUGCCACGACCUUUGUCACAUCAACGACAAGCCGCUUGAGUAAUCCCAGCAAGGACAGCGGUGCCAUACCCGAUACCAGCUUCUCUGUAGCCGGCACGCCCACCACGACCAUCUCGAACGCCCCUCUUCCUUCAAGCCCAGCUUAUCCAUGGGGAGGUCUCGGCCCUAUUUUCCGACACAACAGUGCAACUGACCCGGUUGACGAUGAAAACGGGUCACCCGACGGGCCAGUGGUCCAGGAGAGGAGCGGUAUCUGGUGGGCUCGAUGGAAGAAACACAUGGAUCGGCUCGCACCUCGUCAUCGAGCAAGGGAUCGGGCUGCCUAG